Molecule: messenger RNA, 488 nt
Organism: Haliotis rufescens (red abalone)
Lineage: Eukaryota; Metazoa; Mollusca; Gastropoda; Lepetellida; Haliotidae
Exons: 2
Coding region: 45-488 (147 amino acids)
Source: RefSeq, a predicted model, not a curated record
UUGGACAAUACGUGGACAGUUUACACUUUGAUGAAUCUCACACUAUGCGACCCUCGUGGUGGUGUAUACAUUGUGUUGUCUGCAGUAUAGUGACCGACAGCCGUACGGGGGCUACACCUGCUGUAGGCGUCUAUGCUCGCCUUGGAGGACCUGUGACUGUGACGUGGGCCAUGUCUCCCAUCAAGGAGUUCAAGGUGAUGAAGGAUUACAGGGUACUGUUUCAGAUAACUGGCAGCAAUAAAGUAACAGUUGCUGAUAAGGAACUGAGGACCAGGAUUAAUGAUGACUCAUUGUCCUACACACGUGGAAACUUCAGUUUCCAGCUGUAUAACGUGACCCCCUCUGACGCUGGUCAGUACAGCUGUCACCUUGACCCGACACGACCCCCGUAUCGAAGAAUCAGGAUGCAAAACUGUGGACAAACACUUUAUGUUAUUGGUGAGUACCCAUAUAGGAGUGUCUGUUAUAUUACUGCAGUUCUAAUGUGA